AUGGCUGUAACAAACGCAAAGCCUGCUCUGAAAGAGUGCGACCUGCAACACUGUCUGCCGCAGAUAUAUAAGGCCAUAUUGACAGCUUCGUGCCUGUCGUGUCCCAAUGAUCCGAUACAGUUUCUAAAGAACAGUCUCAUGGCCUUCCAGGGACACGCUGACCUCCAGGAGGUCGACUGGUGGGUGACCUGUGACCUUGUGACCUGUGACCUGGACCUGCACAAGUUUGUUGCUGAUGCAGAACAGCGCCAUGCAACGUCCUCUCGGACAUGCAGGACUGUGGACACAUUCUGUAUGGAUCCAGAUGACACCAUGAUGUCCUAUUGUCUGCUAGAGAAGGCCUACAACUGUUAUAGGAAACAUUUAACAAAUUCUUGCUUCAGGAAGUGGAAGAGGUUCACUACACAGAGCAAGAGAGGUACAAUAGAGCUGGCUCUGAAGAUGGACAAGGCAAAGAAACAUUAUGAGAGGAAAUGCCAGUGGCUUGCACUCACCAAAUGGUCAAACUGUGUAAAAUUACACAAGAAGACACAGGCAGUUGCCAUCGAGAAACUUGAGAGACUUGUAAACGCUGGCCGCCUUAAGCGCAUCAUAGCUGCAUGGCGUAAUGUUGCAAAGGACUCAAAGAAGGCAAAAGAGUACUUUAAGAGGAUGGAAAUGGGGCUUAUUGAAAUCCGCAACAACGUCCAUCAGAUCGGGGAAGGAUGUGACGGACUCUCAGUUCUCCCUGCUAGCCUCUCAAGGAAGAUCUUCCAAUAUUUAGAGUUGCGAGACUUGCUCAUGUGUGCUGAGGUAUGUUGCACAUGGAAAGCUAUCAUCCAAUCAGGCACACUGUGGAGUCAGAUUAACUUCUCUGUGGAGAAAGACUGGAUAACAGACAGCACAAUGAAGCAGAUUCUGCAAAGCUACCGCCCAUUUGUCAUCCAUCUCAAUCUGCGUGGCUGCACGGCUCUAAAAUGGCCCAACUUGAAAUGUAUAAGUGAAUGCAGAAAUCUCCAGGACCUAAAUUUGUCAGAGUGUUUUAAUGUUACAGAUAUGAUGGUUCAGAGAAUUGUCGAGGGCUGUCCCUGUCUGCUCUACUUGAACCUUUCUUGCACACUUAUAACAAACAAAACUCUGAAAGAACUGUCCAGGAAUUGUCUCAACCUUCAAUACCUGAGUCUGGCGUACUGUUACAGAUUCACAGAUAAAGGGUUCAUGUACCUGACCACAGGGAAGGGCUGCCACAAUCUCCUUCACCUCAACUUGUCCGGCUGCACUCAGAUGACUGUAAAUGGGUUCAGAUACAUUUCUGCCGGAUGCCCUUCACUCAGGGAGAUUGUGAUCAAUGACAUGCCUACGCUAUCAGACAGCUGUGUCUUGGCGCUAAUUGCCAGAUGUUCCUGUCUGUCUGCCAUUUCUCUGCUGGAUGCUCCUCAUCUUUCCGACGUUGCCUUAAAAGCCAUCGCUGGUGUCGCCAAACUGAAGACUUUUAGGACGGAAGGUAACAACCAAUUAACAGACACGAGCUGGAAGGCCCUGUGCAGCAGCUCACAAGGCCUCCGCAGACUCCACGCUGCAGAAUGCUCCAGAAUGACUGAUGCCAGCCUCAAAUAUGUGGCCAACCUCAAGAACCUGCACAACCUGGACAUCUCACUUUGUGACAAGGUGGGUGAUGCUGGGAUCCAGUAUCUGACAGAAGGUUCCUCAUCCACCAAACUGAGAGAGCUGAAUGUUAGUUACUGCAAUCUCAUUACAGACACAUCUGUAAAGAGGAUUGCACAAAGGUUGUGUAAACUGUACCAUCUCAACUUGAGUUAUUGUGAGAGACUGACUGAUAGGAGUCUGGAGUGGUUGAGUGGCAGCUCUAUCUGCUCUCUUGACAUCAGCGGUUGCAACAUCCAGGAUCAGGGCCUGGUGGCUCUUGAGGGAAUUUGCUUGAAGAAGUUAGUCCUUGCCGAAUGUGUCUCCGUCACAGAUAUUGGCAUGGAGAAGCUGUGUAAGACUGUGAGAGAUCUGGAGCAUGUCGAUGUGUCUCACUGUGUAGCUCUGUCAGACCCGGCCAUCAGAGCGAUUUCAUUUUACUGCAGAGGUCUAGUCACACUGCGGAUGUCAGGGUGUCCAAAGAUGACAGAUAUGGCAGUUCAGUAUCUGACAAUUGGAUCUCAGUACCUGCGAGAACUAGAUGUGAGUGGCUGUGUUCUUCUCACCGAUCGCAGUCUCCGAAACCUAGAGAGGGUCUGUCCUCCUCUCUGCUCCAUCGCGAUGGUCUGCUGCAGCGGCAUCUCCAAGGUGGGCGCUUUAAAGCUUCAGCCACAUGUGAAGCACUGGGAGCACAGCAAUGACAACCCUCCAUACUGGUUUGGAUACAACACAGGCCAAAUAGUGCAUCCAGUCACAAGACCCAUCAAGACGGAUGACACCUGUGAAGUGGCGGAACAGCAGUCAAUGAUGACAAGAACAGCAAGUACAGAGAGGAUAUAAACAUAUCUCAAUAGUAAUGAUAUUGUAAAAAAACAGCCCCAUGUAAUCACAGUGACCAUCAUUUUUGGGAGAUUAUUUCCAGAGAUAAUCCACACAAAGAUGAAUCCUAUGGUUAAAAAUCCCAAAUCACAGGAUAGUUAUCAGAUCAAGUCUCACCUGUCUGGAUAGAGACAUAGCACUGUCACAGCGGCACACUGACACGUUGUUUCCUGACAUUGGAAUGUCCUUUGCUUUUCUGUUUUGAGUUUGAUGCAGUAGGCCACUUUAUGGGUCCACAUAAAUUGUUACACAAUGUCUUUGAACCUGCAAUGUUAUAUAACCGAUCCAUGAACAUUUGUGAUUUCCGCUCUGAACUUUUAUGCAACGGUUUUCCUUGGGGGUGAGUUAGGGAUCCUUUUUUUCAGUUUAUUGUAACGCUAUUGUUUCGCUUCUAUAAUAUAGUAUAUUUCAUUUGCACAAAGACAACAUAAUUGUUUAUUGCUCCACAUAUUUCACACUGUCAGCAGUCAAAUCACUGUGUGGAUGGAAAGUUGGCAUCUUUAGCACUAUGCUAUGACCAUCAUUGGUUUCUAAUUAUUUAAGAAAUGUUAUACGUUUAUAUAUAUUAAAGUACAAAGCACUUUAAAUUCAGAACUUGUUCAAAUUUAUUGUAUUUUCUUUGUUUAUA
Messenger RNA from Anoplopoma fimbria (sablefish), 3130 nucleotides. It is a transcript of the gene fbxl13, whose product is annotated as F-box and leucine-rich repeat protein 13. The transcript is spliced from 21 exons. Gene Ontology annotation, molecular function: protein binding. NCBI's taxonomy places the organism in Eukaryota, Metazoa, Chordata, Actinopteri, Perciformes, Anoplopomatidae. Gene Ontology annotation, cellular component: SCF ubiquitin ligase complex. The coding region runs from base 1 to 2463 and encodes 820 amino acids. Gene Ontology annotation, biological process: SCF-dependent proteasomal ubiquitin-dependent protein catabolic process. The record is from RefSeq and is a predicted model, not a curated record.